Soboliphyme baturini is the source of this 504-nucleotide messenger RNA. The record is from the annotation of a GenBank genome assembly. Lineage: Eukaryota; Metazoa; Nematoda; Enoplea; Dioctophymatida; Soboliphymatidae.
AUGGAGGAGGAGUGGAGGAUAUCCCAAAACGUGUUGAGAAAUUGCAGCAUUCAAGAACUGAUGGAAACCUUCGGAGUGGUGAUGACUGACACCAAUUUUGAAUUUGCGAAUAGUGUUUACCACCAGAAGUACGGCAUUCCGAUGGGCUCUCUAGUAAUGGUUGCUCUAGCGGAUCUUUACAUGGAUCACCUAGAGGACAAACAAAAGAGGCUGGAAGCUCAGUGGAUUACAUUAGCAGACGAGGCAGCAAUGGCCGAAUACGUUUUGCCACUGGAGCAGAGGUGCAUCACUAUAUUCUGUCUGAAUAUGCUAGCAAAGAGGACGCCUUCACUUGAAUCUGACAUUUCUGUCUAUCGGAAACCAAUCCAUUCCGAUCGAUACCUCUAUCCGGUGUCCCAUGUCCAUCCUGGUUUACUUGAGAACGUUGUGAAGUAUAUGCGAUUACAAACCCAAGAAACCUGUACCAUCACUUCUGGCCCAGACGCGGAAAUUCAACAUCCGUAA